Molecule: messenger RNA, 735 nt
Organism: Mucor velutinosus
Lineage: Eukaryota; Fungi; Mucoromycota; Mucoromycetes; Mucorales; Mucoraceae
Exons: 3
Coding region: 1-735 (244 amino acids)
Cellular component (GO): nucleus
Molecular function (GO): protein dimerization activity; DNA-binding transcription factor activity
Source: RefSeq, a predicted model, not a curated record
AUGUCGCAUCAAGAAAACCCCACUACUGUUGAGAAACAGAUUGAAGAGACCCAAGGCAUCGAUGCUCCACAACUCAACGAUGGCACACCUACACCCACACCCACAGCAACCACAAAUUACAGCUCUGUAGAUAAUGAGAUUUGGGCUAGUAUCACUCCUCAACAAGAUGCUUCCUUACGCGCUCUCCAUCAAUCAAUGCAAUCUAAUAGUAAUACUACGGACAAUACCAACAACAAUGCUUUGCCUGCUUCAAACACAACGACAGCAGCCGCAGCAGCUGCAUCUAGUAAGAAACCAGAAGACAGUGAUGAUAAGCCUGCUGUAGGCUCUGAGGAGUGGCACAGACUUCGCCGUGAAAAUCACAAGCAAGUGGAGCGCAGAAGACGUGAGACGAUCAACGAUGGCAUUACCGAACUCUCUCGCAUUGUGCCAGGAUGUGAAAAGAACAAAGGAUCCAUUCUUCAGAGAGCAGCAAUCUACAUCCGUCAGCUGAAAGAGGCAGAGGCAGCAACGGUCGAGAAAUGGACGCUUGAGAAGCUAUUGACAGAUCAAGCGAUCAGCGAAUUAAACAGACAAGUGGAGGCAUUAAAGAACGAGAAUGAUCGAAUCUUGUUACAAAACGAAUAUCUGAAAAGAGAGCUCGAGAACGCCACCGGAAACCAGCAUCUACACCAGCCAUCUAAUAACGAAUCUACAGUGGCAAGUAAAAAGCAGAAACUAAACCACCAAGACUAA